Molecule: messenger RNA, 1989 nt
Organism: Chrysoperla carnea
Lineage: Eukaryota; Metazoa; Arthropoda; Insecta; Neuroptera; Chrysopidae
Gene: phr
Product: deoxyribodipyrimidine photo-lyase
Exons: 5
Coding region: 1-1620 (539 amino acids)
Biological process (GO): photoreactive repair
Molecular function (GO): deoxyribodipyrimidine photo-lyase activity
Source: RefSeq, a predicted model, not a curated record
AUGAUUGCUAAUGAAUAUAUAGCAUCACAAAAACGUACAAAUAGUGAAGCAUUUAAAACUAAAACUAAAACUAAAGAUGAUUCAACAGUAAAAGAUGAAACUAAAACCAAUGAUUUAAUAACUAGUUUAAAAGAAAAACGAAAUCAAACAGCUAAAUCAAUUUUAGAUUUUGAUUUUAAAAAGAAACGUGUACAAAUUUUAUCACAAGCAAAAGAAAUUAAAGAAAGUGAUUCUAGUGGUGGCAUCUUAUACUGGAUGUUCCGUGAUUGUCGUGUACAAGAUAAUUGGGCAUUAUUAUUUGCACAAAAGUUAGCAUUAAAAAAUGAAUUACCAUUAAAUAUUUUAUUUUGUUUACCACAAAAAUAUUUAGAAUAUAAUGCACGACAUUAUAAAUUCUUAAUAAAAGGUUUAGAAGAAGUUCAAGAAGAAUGUGACGAAUUAAAUAUUAAUUUUAAUGUUUGUGUUGGUGAACCAGCGAUUCAAGUUGUUGAUUUUAUUGAAUCAAAUCAUAUACAGGGUGUUGUUUGUGACUUUUUACCAUUAAAAGAUUGUAUGCAAUGGCAAGAAUCUGUUUUAAAUCAAAUUGAUUCAAAUCAAAUACCAUUUAUACGUGUUGAUGCACAUAAUAUCGUACCAUGUUGGAUUGCUAGUGAUAAAUUAGAAUAUGCAGCUAGAACUAUUCGAAAUAAAAUUAAUUCACAAUUAUCACAAUAUUUACAACAAUAUCCACCUGUAAUUCAACAUAAAUAUAAUAAUAAGAAUAUUAUUAAUAAAAAAAAGAUUGAUUGGAAUGAUGUAUUAAAUCAAUUAAAAUAUGAUAAAUCAGAUGAAUUAAUUAAUAACAAUGAGAUUACAUGGGCUGAAGGUGGCACCUCCAAUGGUCUCAAAAUGUUACAAUCAUUUCAACAAAAACGGAUACAAUUAUUUGGUACAAAACGUAACGAUCCAACAAUCUCAGCUUUAUCAAACUUAUCACCAUGGUUACAUUUUGGUCACAUCUCUGCACAACGUUGUGUUCUAGUAAUACAAGAACUGAAAUCUAAAUAUACAGAAUCGGUGAACUCAUAUUGUGAAGAAGUAAUAAUACGCCGUGAAUUGUCUGAUAACUUUUGUUAUUAUAAUAUAAAUAAAUAUAACAAGCUGGAUGGAGCACCUUCAUGGGCACAACUCACAUUAAAACAACAUUCAAAAGAUAAACGUACUUACCUCUAUACAUUAGAUGAACUUCAACAUGGACGUACACAUGAUGACUUGUGGAAUUCAGCACAAAUAGAAUUAUAUAAAACUGGUAAAUUACAUGGAUUCAUGCGAAUGUAUUGGGCUAAGAAAGUAUUAGAAUGGACUGAAUCACCAGAGCAAGCUUUACAAUACGCUUUAUACUUAAAUGAUCAGUACGCAUUGGAUGGUAACGAUCCAAAUGGUUAUGUAGGUUGUAUGUGGUCCAUUUGUGGUGUACAUGAUCAAGGGUGGGGUGAACGUGAGAUCUUUGGUAAAAUACGAUUUAUGAACUAUCAAGGUUGUAAACGUAAGUUUGAUAUUAAAGCGUACAUAGCACGUUGGGGUGGCAAAGAAUAUAAUAAGAAACAAGAAACCAUACCUUUUAAGAAACUUAAAAAGUAAUUAAAAUAUUAAAUGGUUUUAAUACUUGAUUUUAUAUACAUACGUUGAUUAACUUUAAUACAGGAUGUAACUUUUGAAUCUUAACACUUAAAUAUCUUGUUUUUUAAUUAAUUUAUGUAUUGUAAUAUGUUGUUACUAGUUUGACUCGUAAGUACUUAAACUUCCGUGCUACUGGUAUCCGUGGCUACGGAAUUCUUUAAAGGUCAAGUUAGUCUAUUUUAAUAAAUAUUUAUAUUGAAGAAUGAAUGAUUGUUUAAAAUAACAAAUUUGCACAAAUGAUUAUCAAAUACUAAAUACAAGCUUACUAAAAUUCACCACUCACUAACUUAUUUAGAAUUAUAAAUAAAUACACUAAACUUAUAUUUACAU